AUGACCUACCUGUCAAGUUCUCCGUACCAAAGAGUACCAUCAACACCACAAGUCAGCACUAGAACCAAUCUUUUCAGCUCACCAUCAUUUCGGGUACCACAGAUCCAAAAUUUGUAUUCAUCACCUGUCCCUGAUCGCACUGUGGUGGUCGACGUUAGAGAUGGACUCCAAUCAUCCCCAAUAAACCCAUUUCAGUUCUUAUCCCAAGAUGAUAGUGGUUUGAUUUCAGAGGGUGCUGCAGUAGGAGAUGGAGUGGAACAGAUUGUACCAGCAACUCCGAAUAGAACCACUGAUUAUGCUUCUGGAAGUCAAAUCCAAGUGCCGUUUACUAUCGAUCCCUGGACUUCAGAGACGCCACAAAUGUACCCCUUUAGGUUUCAAAGCCAAAUGUUUUCACAGACUUCAGUUGAUCUAUCGCAAGAUGAGAUAUCGAUUGAAAAUUCGCGAGUUACCGAAACAACGACAGAUUCCAGGCUUAUCAUACGACGCACACCUUCUAGUCAGCGAAGAAUCUCGAAUGCCUCACGUGUUUCCAGCCCCCGCUCGGGGCCUAGAACUCGAACUUUUUCAAGGCCCAUAUUACCCAAUAUGCAUAGAACACCACAACAUGUGGAAGACCCCCAGCCUAAUGACUCUUUGAGAGCACCAGAAGUUUUCAGUGAUGUACUGCAUACACCAAUCAGACCAUCGGGAAGUAUUCUGAGAACAAACUUGAGACGAACUCCAAGGCGAUUAUCAAAUGAUCCGGUGAUCCAUCCAGACUCGCGAAUAGAACCACCUGAGCAAGCGCGGGAGCAAGUGUCCCUGGAAUCUCCAAAACGUCUGAAUGUUCAGUUGCAAAGACACGCUAAACCUCUUUUAGAUCGUGUUUCAAGAUCUAGUUCAUCCAGAAAUUCCUCUGUGGGCUCUGAAUUAGAUAUUUUUUGUACGGAUAAUAUAUUUGGCUAG
Molecule: messenger RNA, 948 nt
Organism: Lottia gigantea (owl limpet)
Lineage: Eukaryota; Metazoa; Mollusca; Gastropoda; Lottiidae
Exons: 3
Coding region: 1-948 (315 amino acids)
Source: RefSeq, a predicted model, not a curated record